Paramisgurnus dabryanus is the source of this 3789-nucleotide messenger RNA. RefSeq names its product protein NLRC3-like. The record is from RefSeq and is a predicted model, not a curated record. Gene Ontology annotation, molecular function: protein binding. NCBI's taxonomy places the organism in Eukaryota, Metazoa, Chordata, Actinopteri, Cypriniformes, Cobitidae.
AGAUGUUUAAUGUUUGUUUACCGCCAGCAGAGGGAGAAACACCUCAAGUCUUCCUUAUAUAAUAGUGACGUCACAGAUGAUAGUGAAAGUAAAUUUGUUCGUGUUUACCUUCCGCAUUUUGAACAGGUUGAGUUGAUUUCUUAACAUAUCGACGAUACAGGUGAUUAAUAUAACAUGUAUAAUGUAUUUUUGUGUGUGUAGUUGAUUUAAAAGUUGUAGUAUUUUGAGAAAGUGAAUCCAGUCAGAUUGUGAUGACAGCGAGUGUUCAGGUGUGUUCAGGAAGAGUUUAAAGAUGAACAUUUGAUGGAAUAACUGAGAUUCUUUCUAUAAGCUCAGUCUUUUACGUUGUUGUUCAGUAUCAGUUGUGGAGAUCAGAUUGAUCAGAUUCACCUCUGCAGCUCCAUCAUGGAUCAAACACAAACAUCAACACAUGAAGAUUUUUCUCCAGGAUGCAGUUCAGAUCAUCAGAAGAGAUCAGAUUCAGAGUUCAGCUGUGUGUCUACGAAGAGUGAUGUGUCUAUGAUGAAGCCAAUAGAGUUUAAGACUGAAGAGACAAGACCUGCACACAGACAAAUCAUAACAGAAUCUGACUGUCAGAGGAAGAUUGAGCAAUCUGAGGAUCAACUACAAGACUUUAAUGAAAACAUGAGUCCUCAUUUCAGUUCAGAUCAUCAGAAGAGAUCAGAUCCAGAGUUCAGCUGUGUGUCUAUGAAGAGUGAUUGGUCUAUGAAUCCACCAAAAAACUUUAAGAGUGAAGAGACACAGCCUGCACACAGGCGAAUCAGAACAGAACCUGACUGUAAGAGGAGGAAGAUUGAGCAAUCUAAGAAUAAACCACAAGACUUUAAUGAAAACAUGAGUCCUUGUUUCAGCCAUGAGUCUAAUCUUGCUGAAGUCCUGAACACAUUCAGAUCAAAUCUGGGGAAGAAGUUUGAGUGUUUAUAUGAGGUAACAUCAAAUAAGAGAAACCCAACACUACUGAAUGAGAUCUACACAGAGCUCUACAUCACAGAGAGUGAAAGUGGAGAGAUCAGUAAUGAACAUGAGGUGAGACAGAUUGAGACACAAUCCAGAAGAACAACAACAGAGGAGACCCCAAUCAAAUGUAAUGACAUCUUUAAACCUUUACCUGAACAACACAAACACAUCAGAAGUGUGCUGACAAAGGGAGUCGCUGGCAUUGGAAAAACAGUCUCUGUACAGAAGUUCAUUCUGGACUGGGCUGAAAAGAAAGAGAAUCAGGACGUCCACCUCAUAUUUCCACUUCCUUUCAGAGAGAUCAAUUUGAUGAAGGACAAAACACUCAGUCUUUUAGAUCUUCUUCAUCUUUUCUUCCCACAAACAAAAGAAAUGGAAAUCUUCAGUGAUGAAUAUAAAGUGUUGUUUAUCUUUGAUGGUUUGGAUGAGUGUCGUCUGUCUCUGGAUUUUCACAGCAGUGUGAGGUUGUGUGAUGUAAGUGAAUCAACCUCAGUGGACGUGAUGCUGACAAACCUCAUCAAGGGGAAUCUGUUUCCCUCUGCUCUCAUCUGGAUCACCUCCAGACCAGCAGCAGCUGAUCUCAUCCCCUCUGAGUGUGUUGAUCGAGUCACAGAGGUACGAGGCUUCACUGAUCCACAGAAGGAGGAAUACUUCAGGAAGAGAAUCAGUGAUGAGAGUCUGUCUGAUCAAAUCAUCUCACACCUGAAGUCAUCCAGGAGUCUCUACAUCAUGUGUCACAUCCCAGUGUUCUGCUGGAUUUCAGUCACUGUUCUAGAGAGAAUGUUGAGUGAAGCAGAGAGAAGAGAGAUCCCCAAGACUCUCACUCAAAUGUACACACACUUCCUGAUCAUUCAGACAAACAUCAAACAUCAGAAGGACUAUGAGAAGAGAGAUAAAGACAUGAUCUUCAAACUGGGGAAACUGGCUUUUGAGCAGCUUGAGAAAGGCAAUCUAAUCUUCUAUGAUGAAGACCUGAGAGAGUGUGGCAUUGAUGUAGCAGAAGCAUCAGUGUACUCAGGAUUGUGUACUCAGAUCUUCAGAGAGGAGUUUGGUUUGUAUCAGAGGAAAAUUUACUGCUUUGUUCAUCUCAGCAUCCAGGAACAUCUAGCAGCUCUUUAUGCUCACAUCUCCUGCAAAAACAACAACAUAAAUGUGUUGAAUAAAAUGAAGAAACAAACUGAAAGAGAGAAGAUUUCAGUGUCUGUUCUGUAUCAGAGAGCUGUAGAUGAGGCUCUAAAGAGUAAAAAUGGACAUUUUGAUCUUUUUCUUCGUUUUCUUCUGGGUUUGUCAGUGGAUUUGAAUCAGAAUCUCUUACGAGGUUUGAUGACACAGACAGAUCAAAACUCUCACAGCAAUGAAAAAACUGUUGAGUAUAUCAAGAAGAAGAUCAGGAGCACUCGAUCUCAUGAGAAAUCCAUCAAUCUGUUUCACUGUCUGAAUGAACUAGGUGAUCAUUCACUAGUGGAGGAAAUCCAACAUCAUCUGAAGUCUGGAACAUUAAGUGAAGCCAAACUCUCUUCAUCUCAGUGGUCAGCUGUAGUUUUUGUGUUGUUAACAUCAGAACAGAAAAUGGAUGAGUUUAAUUUGGAUGAUUUUAUUAGAGGAAAAAACAAAGCUGAAAGACUGAAAGUUUUUAAGAAGCUGCUGCCUGUGGUUUGUGAAUUCAGAUCAGUUCAGUUAAGUGAUUGUAAUAUCACAGCUGAAGGUUGUGUUGCUCUGACUUCAGCUCUGAGAUCAAACCCAUCACACCUGACACAUCUGAAUCUGACUGGGAAUAAAUUUGGAGAUUCAGGAGUGAAGCUGAUCUCUGAUGUACUGAAGAAUCCUUACUGUAUCCUGGAGAUACUGGAGUUGAUGAGGUGUGAUAUCACAGAUGAAGGUUGUGUUGCUCUGACUUCAGCUCUGAGAUCAAACCCAUCACACCUGAGAUUUCUGGAUCUGUCGCUGAAUAAACUCACAGAUUCAGGAGUUAAGCUGAUCUCUGAUCUAAUAGAUGAUCCACAUUAUAAACUAGAGAGAAUAUGGACUUCAGGACAGAAGAAAAUAAAGAUGUAAAGAUGUCUGUCUGAUCUUUAUUAUCAUCUGAUGGUGAAUAAGAAGACACAGUAGUGACAUCACAACACAAAAUCAACACAGACUUUAAACACAAUGCACCUCAAACUGAUAACACUGUUUUAAAAAAAAUGUAAAUCCUAUGGCGAUGUAACCAUUAUCUAUGCUUUUGUUAAAAACCAUGCUUUGAUUACUGUAAUGCCCUUUUCAUGGGUCUAUUUGCCAGCUCUAUAUCUAGAUUACAGUAUAUUCAAAACUCUGCCGCUAGAAUAUUUACUCACACUGAACGUUCGUCUCAUAUUUUAUUAACUCCAUUGGCUUUCAGUUAUGUAUCAUAUCAAAUAAAAUUCUACUACUUUUAAAUGUUUUCACAACAUGACUCCUCGAUACCUCUGUGAUAUGCUUCUCCCUUACACUCCGGCUCACUCAUUGCGUUCCUCUGAUUCUGGCCUUCUCAGUAUCCCUUGAAAUCGCAUUGCUUCAGUGGGGGGUAGAUUGUUUACUGUCUUUGAACCAAAGCUGUGGAAUUCUCUACUUCUUCGCAGUGUCAACAACAUUUUUACUCAAGACUCAUUUGUUCUCUGAAUGUUAUAAUCUAUUGGCUGUUUUCAGUUUUGUUUGUUCUAUUGUGUGUGUAUUAUUGUUUUUCUUUCUUUUUUGCUUAACUUAAAUAUUAUAGUACUAAAUAUUUUUGCCUGUGUUUGUCUGACAUUCUUUUGACUACUGUUUGUACCCUCCCCUUCUUUAUUUCAUUGCAAU